AUGGUAUGCUACAUCGAUAUAGCUAUUAUCGCGGAAACGGAGGACGAUCUACAGAGACAACUACACAAAUUCUGUCAGGACAAAAUCAUUGAGCAAGUUUCACGACUGACAUAUAUGGGUAUGGAUCUGCCUAGUUAUCACAACCCUGUGAACAACCUAAGAAGUCAGAUCAACAAAGCUACUGCCAUAGCGGGUUGCUUAAGGCAGAUGAUAUGGGCGAACCAACACAUGCGAAAGGUUAGGAUCUAUAAGACCUGUAUCAGGCCAAUCAUGACAUACGGAAUAGAAACCAGAGAAGAAACCAACAAAACGAAAAGCAUGCUUCGAGUAGCCGAAAUGAAAAUGCUCAGAGCUAUAGCGAGAAAAACAAGAAGAGACCGAAUUAGAAACGCUGAAAUCAGGCAACAAUGUGGGGUGCAAGACAUCCUGGCAUGGGGGAGACAAACAAUAAGAUAUUGGUACGCUCACGUGUUCGCGUCGUCGGAGCUCCUCGAGGAGCACAAAACUACCCACCAACGACAAAAAUCCUUGCAACCCAAUAAAAAGCUUAAAGCUGACUUCAGAUACGAUAAAAAUCUAAACUUGUAUUUGUGCCUCAAGUGUUUAAUUUACGUGAACGACAAGUCCGAGCUCACCGAUCACCUGGACAACCACCCGGAGUUCGCUUGCGGGCAGUGUCUGGAGAAGUUUCCAAGCGUGGUCGCUUUGGGGAUGCAUUCGGCCGAGCACGAUGCGAAUAACCGCAUUACCUGUCCCCUUUGUACGUUCAGUUGCGACAGCAAAAAUUCCUUGCUCGGCCAUAUUCAUUUAACGCAUUCCAACGGACACGAGUGCGUCGUGUGCUUCAAAACUUUUCCGAGCUCCGGCCACUUGCUCGUUCACCAAGUGCACAAACACAAAGCGCAAACGAAAGAGAGCAUCCUGAUGGGAGAGCACUUGACGCGUCCGUCGACCAGCGAAAGCAAGAUAUACUUAUGCGAUAGCUGCGGCAAAGAGUUCUCAUCGAAGUAUCGCCUGGAGUGUCAUAUUAGGGCCACGCACGAGGGUGUCAAGCCUGCCGCUGGUCAUUUACCGGGAAAGAUACGAUGA
This is a messenger RNA of Cylas formicarius (sweet potato weevil), 1089 nucleotides long. Its product is annotated as zinc finger protein 761-like. NCBI's taxonomy places the organism in Eukaryota, Metazoa, Arthropoda, Insecta, Coleoptera, Brentidae. Gene Ontology annotation, cellular component: nucleus. Gene Ontology annotation, molecular function: DNA-binding transcription factor activity, RNA polymerase II-specific; RNA polymerase II transcription regulatory region sequence-specific DNA binding. The record is from RefSeq and is a predicted model, not a curated record. The coding region runs from base 1 to 1089 and encodes 362 amino acids. The transcript is spliced from 3 exons. Gene Ontology annotation, biological process: regulation of transcription by RNA polymerase II.